AUGAAGUCCUUAUUAUUCACUCUUACAAUUUUUGUGCUCCUGGCCCACUUGGUCUCAGGUCAUUUAUUCUUGAAAAGGUGUGAAAACAAAACGGGAUAUUGCAAGAAGAAAUGCGGUAAUAGAGAACUUCAAAAAGAUCAUUUGAAAUGGAGAUGUGACAGACAUAAGGUGUGCUGUGUUCUGGCUAUCGACAACAAGAUUAAACCCUUAAGUUCCGGUAAUAAAAUCGUCAUGCCAACUGUUAAGAAUCAACUAUCAACCACUAAGAAACUGAAAACUACACUAAUGGUGAUCACUGCUUCUACUAUUUGA
Ailuropoda melanoleuca (giant panda) is the source of this 312-nucleotide messenger RNA. It is a transcript of the gene DEFB126, whose product is annotated as defensin beta 126. NCBI's taxonomy places the organism in Eukaryota, Metazoa, Chordata, Mammalia, Carnivora, Ursidae. The transcript has 2 exons. The coding region runs from base 1 to 312 and encodes 103 amino acids. The record is from RefSeq and is a predicted model, not a curated record.